AUGCGUUUUAUUUUCUUUUUCGCUACCGCCGCCCUGGUCCCCGUAGCCUUUACGGGCCCCGUGCUUUCUUUUGAAAAAGGGGACGGUAUUAUAGCCCGCAGUAAUACCGGCGAAGUUUUAAGCAAACGAGCGUGGGCGGCUGCGGCUUUAAGUAGUUCGGAUGAAGAAGAUAGCCCGACACCUGAGCAACGCAAAGCAUGGGAGGAACAGCAAGCGGCAGAGCGCGCAGCUUGGGAAGCAAAACAAAGGGAAAAGGCCGAAAUAAAAGCCCAAAAAAAGGCCAAAAAACAGCAAGUUAAGCAGGAGAAGGAGGAAGCAAGGCAAAAGCAGCGCGCCGAAGCGCAAAAGCAGCGCGCCGAAGCGCAAAAGCAGCGCGCCGAAGCGAAAAAGCAGCGCGCCGAAGCCCAAAAGCAGCGCGCCGAAGCGCAUCAAAAUCAAAUCCCAGGAUGUUGCGGCAUAUUCAACGGCGGCAAAGGCCAAGCUAAUCCCAAUGCAUGA
Pyricularia pennisetigena is the source of this 498-nucleotide messenger RNA. RefSeq lists its product as uncharacterized. Lineage: Eukaryota; Fungi; Ascomycota; Sordariomycetes; Magnaporthales; Pyriculariaceae. The transcript has 2 exons. The record is from RefSeq and is a predicted model, not a curated record. Bases 1 to 498 code for a protein of 165 amino acids.